AUCUUCUUCCCAGCAUUGCUUGAAUGAAAAAAAAAAAAAAAAAAAAAAAAAAAAAAAAAAAAUCGACUCGCGAACUGAUCUUUCCUUUUCCCAUUCCACUUCAUCUUUUUCAUCCCCGAUUAAGGGUCCAUCAACGAACAGCCCCUAAACCCAACCUCCACUUUCAAUUUCUUUAUCAGCGUCCCUUACCUUUCUGUUCUUCUCUUCCGCGGUACAAUGGGUGUCCAAUUCCGGCGACAUGGUAUGAUACUAGGUUUGGGAUUCUUCUCUGGCCACUGUUGAUUUGGUCUGUCGGGCGUUAUGGGUAGCAUUCUUUUCCGGCCACGGUUUGUUGGUCACUGUUUUGCAUCGCUUGCGGAUUCGGUGCUGGAGUUGUGUUUUUCUCCAACCGUGGGUUACUGCGCCAUCGAUUGUGGGUGCGGUUGUCAUUUUCUUUUCCUCUGGUGAAGUGUGUGUCAAAAUUUGGUGGGUUUGUAGGUCGCGGUCAAAUUCCGGCCCCAUGGUUUGAGUCUGAUUCGGGUUGGGAUUCAUCUCCGGGGGGAUUUGUUGGGUCUUGCGGGUCUCGGUGGCAGCCAUCGUUGCCGAGUUUGGGUUUGAUUUGCAAGGCUGUGGUGUUGUUGCAAGUAUGUUUGUGACUAAUUUGUGAUGAUGGUGGAUAGUUGUUUGCUGCAAUAGUGUGAAUUUACAGUUUUGGAUUGUUGAUCACAUGGUUCAAUUUUAUGAAUUGGGGUGUUGAUUGUAGGGUUGUGAUUAGGUGUAAGAUUUGGUUUGUUUGAUUGAUUACAGAGGUGGUGAUUUAUGGGUGUUUAUGCACUUUUAGGGGUGAGUAUAGUGAUCUGAAUUGGUGAUUAGGUGAUUGAUUUGGGUAGUAGCCAGAUGGUCGAAUGAGCAAGAGGCGAUGAAUUUAGGCCAGGGGCUUUCUUUCCGACUCCGGAAACCAGCAUCAUCUUGUCCUUGUCGCCAGACCAGAAUCAUCGCCGUCGUCAUGUCGAGAUCAACCUCGAUGCUAACCCUAAACGUCGGCGCCUUCUUCAUUGCAGACCCAGCCAUACUCGCCGCUAUAGUCUCAUUUGUUUCAUUGGUGUCAUAUUUUUAUUGGUUUAUGAAAUUAUCAACUGCCAGGUAUACCUCUAAAAGCGACCUAGUUUUAAGUAAGAGUAAAUUUGUCUUUCAAUAUUUCUGACCAAGUCACCUACUGGAAUGCAACAAAUCAAUAAUAUAGGUUUUAUUUGGCAACAAGAUCAUAGUUCAGGAGGUUUCUUUUAGUUGAAGGGGCUUAGUUGCAAAACCCCAAUUCAGGAUUUUUUUUUUUGCAUUUUACCCUUAAAUUUAUUGUGUCGAUAUCUGGUUUAAUUUGGCCCCAAAAAGAAGAAACCCUAAACUAAGUUUUUCAGUAUCUAUCUCCCCUCCCCACCAGAGGCGCUUAAUUUUGCUGUCAGAAUCGUUUUUGCCGGCGAAUGUCAAUGGCUAGUCAAAUCAGCACGAUGGAUCAAUUAACCGAUUAUCUCGGUAUUCCAUUUUCUGGAUUACCCUUUUCAAAAAUGGGUUAUAUUCCUUCAUAUUUACGAACUGAUGUAAAUUGUUUCAAACCGUCCGUGGUCUCGAUUGGUCCUUAUUUCCGUCAUUUUUCGUUGAAAAUAGAAGACGCAUUUAAGUUGCAGAUGGCAUCGGAUCUCAUACAACCUGAGAGCUUCAAUACUUUCAAAUCAAAAAUGGAGAAAGUAAUUGAGAAAGAUUUGAUUCAUGUGUUUCAGCAGAAUCCUGUCCAUCUUUUGGACAUUCUGAGACGUAAGAUAAUCCGGUUUCCUAACACAAACCACCACAGUUGUACGAGAGUAAAUAGCUUGGGCGGAAGUCUUGCUUCAGCCAGUAAAAUGAGAAGUUGGGGAAUUUCUUUUGCAGUUCAAGGGAAUCUUGAAAUGAGGAGGAUUACAUUCAAGAAUGGAUGUUUUCAUCUCCCUAAAUUGUUCAUUUGUGAGUUUUCUGAGAGUUUGUUUGUGAAUUUAAUGGCUUAUGAGUAUAGUUUUGGAAUAAAAGGAAAUGAUGAGAUUUCUACCUACAUGUGGUUGAUGGGGUUGUGGCUAAGUGAUGAGGAAAGUGUGAGUAUUUUGCGCAACAAUGUUGUUUUAUCACUUUAUAGCGAUGAGAAAAUAGUACAACUGUUUAAACGGGUGACCCAGGAACGGAUGCCAAAUAUGAAACUAUUGGAGGUGACCCAUGGAUUGGUACCAAAUACCCAACUAUUGGAGGAAGUUGUAAAACUAACUAAGAUUUACCAAGAUUCUAAUGUGAUGCUACUGAGAAGAUGGGCUUUUAAAAUACAAGAGAUUUGUUUUAGCAGCAUAUGGAGAACAGUUGCAUGUGUGAGUGUAUUUGUAAUGACUAUUAAGCAAAUAGUUGGUGUAACUUGUAAGGGGUAAAUGUAGUCACUAUGAAUUUAUUUCAUAGUGUAUAAAUUUUAUGGUGACUACAUUAUCUUGGUUUAUAAAGCAAGUAUCUGUUUUCCAUUAUUUUUAAGUGUGUUGUUGUCACAAGCCAUAUUUGUUUUUCUGCUCAGGUUAUAAUAUAAUAUAUUGUCCUGAUUGCAAUA
Cornus florida is the source of this 2590-nucleotide messenger RNA. Its product is annotated as UPF0481 protein At3g47200-like. The record is from RefSeq and is a predicted model, not a curated record. The transcript has 2 exons. Bases 1458 to 2420 code for a protein of 320 amino acids. NCBI's taxonomy places the organism in Eukaryota, Viridiplantae, Streptophyta, Magnoliopsida, Cornales, Cornaceae.